This is a messenger RNA of Lycium barbarum (goji berry), 1781 nucleotides long. RefSeq names its product bystin. Gene Ontology annotation, molecular function: snoRNA binding. Gene Ontology annotation, cellular component: nucleolus; preribosome, small subunit precursor; cytoplasm. Gene Ontology annotation, biological process: rRNA processing. The transcript has 12 exons. The record is from RefSeq and is a predicted model, not a curated record. Bases 65 to 1414 code for a protein of 449 amino acids. Lineage: Eukaryota; Viridiplantae; Streptophyta; Magnoliopsida; Solanales; Solanaceae.
GUUGGCGCAAAGUAGUGUAGCCCUAAAAAAACACAGAAUUACAACAAGUGCUACACCAGACAAAAUGGGGAAGAAGAGAGAACGCCUCACAAAUCCAGAACCCUUUCUUGAAGAUGACACCAACUCCAAAGCUUCCUCUAAAAAACGUUCCAAAGCUCCUAAAUCUCACCAACAACAACAACAGGUUAUAUCGUCUAGUAUUAGCUCGAAGAUAUUGAAGGAGGCUUUACUUCAGCAAAAGGAAGUAGAUGAGGAGGAAACUCGAGAGAGAAAUCCCAACGCUCCGGUUUUUGAUGAGGAGGUCGCAACUAAAGCUGUAGAGGAAGACGAUGAUGAUGACAUUGAUAAUUUUGGUGGAUUCCAAGAGACCCAAAGCCAAUUUGGUGGUGAUUUGGAGGAUGAGGUUGAUAAGUUGCUAUUGGAGGAUGAGAUGCUAUUGGAGUCUUUCUUAUCUAAGCAUGAACGCCCUGAGCGCACAUUGGCCAAUAUCAUCGAAAAGAUGAAGGAACAAAAUCCACAAGUUUCUUCAGGAGUGCAACCAACGCCCAAAUUGGAUGACUCGAUCAUUGAGUUGUACAAAGGUGUUGGCAAGCAUCUUAACAAAUACACUUCAGGCAAGAUGCCAAAAGCAUUCAAACAUAUUCCUUCAUUACAAUAUUGGGAAGAUGUUUUAUAUCUAACAGAACCUGAGAAAUGGUCACCAAAUGCAAUGUACCAAGCCACAAGAAUUUUUGCUUCUAAUUUGGGUGUCAAGAAGGCAGAACGCUUCUACAAGUUUGUCUUGCUCCCACGAGUUAGAGAUGAUAUUCGCAAGAAUAAGAGAUUGCAUUUUGCUCUAUAUCAAUCUUUAAAGAAAUCUCUUUAUAAACCUGCUGCCUUCAAUAAGGGAAUCUUGUUUCCCUUGUGUGAGUCAAAGACAUGCACCUUGAGGGAGGCUGUCAUUUUCGGGAGUGUUAUUGAGAAGGUCUCCAUUCCGCAUCUUCAUGCUAGUGUGGCGCUGCUGAAACUUGCAGAGAUGGAGUAUUGUGGUACAACAAGUUAUUUCAUCAAGUUACUGAUUGAGAAGAAAUAUGCUUUGCCCUAUCGUGUACUUGAUGCCAUGGUAGCACACUUCAUGAGUUUCUUUGAUGAAUCAAGAGUCAUGCCUGUGAUCUGGCAUCUGUCACUUCUUGUAUUUGUGCAGAGGUACAAGACUGAGCUGAGGAAGGAGGAUAAAGCUAACAUAAGAGCACUUGUUGAAAGGCAAAGACAUAGAUUGAUUACACCCGACAUAUUGAGGGAAAUUGAGAAGAGCAGAAGUCGUGGGGAGAAGGAGGAUGAUGCUAUGUCAAUUGCUAGUCCUCUUUCUGUGAUCAAUAAAGCAAUUGAAGAAGAUAGGUUUGAUAUCCCAGACGUUCCUAUGGAGGAGGAUUAGAUUUUUUAUCAAAGACUUCUAUGCGUGAUGCAGCAUGUGAUGGUAUACUAGCAGAUUUAGGUUUCAGUAUGCACAGAGACUGAGCUCGUGCCACAGGAUAGAUGAGCAUGCUUGUCUGGGCUGUUGGAAUUUUGAACUAGAGAUUUUGCAAUAUAUUCUUUCAUGAUACUUAUAAUUUUUGAUCAUUUCAUCAGCAUAUAUACCUGUUGAGCCUAAAAAGUGUAAUUGCCAUGGUUUUUCCAAGUUUAGUGUAUCACAUAAUCGUCCUUUGAGAAUCCCAAGAUUUGUGGUCUUUAUAUAUUCAAGAAACAGAGCACAUACAGGAGUUUAAUUUAAUUGAUCCCCCAGGAUUUGCUUUGGAUUCAAA